CUGGCCCCCCCGCCACCCUCCGAAGCGCUGGAGCCCGAUGAGGUGCCCAAGACCCCCGCGGCAGCGGGGAAGAAGAGCAAGUGUCGGGGGGUGCGGAAGAUGGUGGUGAAGAUGGCCAAGAUCCCGGUGUCGCUGGGGAGGAGGAACAAAACCACCUACAAGGUGUCGUCGCUCAGCAGCAACCUGAACCUGGAGGGCAAGGAGCUGGCGGCCAGCAGCUCCAUGGAGCCCACGCCGCUGCUGAAGAUGAAGAACAACGGGCGCAACGUGGUGGUGGUCUUUCCCCCCGGCGAGAUGCCCAUCAUCCUGAAGCGCAAGCGGGGCCGGCCUCCCAAGAACCUGCUGCUGGGCCAGGCCAAGCCCAAGGAGCCGGUCCCGGAGGUGAAGAAGAGGAGGAGGAGGAAGCAGAAGCUGGCCUCGCCGCAGCCCUCCUACAUCGCCGACACCAACGACAGCAAGGCCGACUACUCAGACGUGUUGGCCAAGCUGGCGUUCCUCAACCGGCAGAGCCAGUGCUCGGGGCGCUGCUCCCCGCCGCGCUGCUGGACGCCCAGCGAGCCCGAGUCCAUCCACCAGGCGCCCGACACGCAGAGCAUCUCCCACUUCCUGCACCGCGUGCAGGGCUUCCGGCGGCGCGGCGGCAAGGCGGGCGGCUUCGGCGGACGCGGAGGAGCCCAUGCGGCCCGC
Meleagris gallopavo (turkey) is the source of this 687-nucleotide messenger RNA. The record is from RefSeq and is a predicted model, not a curated record. NCBI's taxonomy places the organism in Eukaryota, Metazoa, Chordata, Aves, Galliformes, Phasianidae.